UUAAUGCAAAAGAAAAUUUUGCAUAGUCAGCUUACAACCAGAGAGAAAAUUUCGAGCAUAACGAUAAACAAAAAGAAAGCAGUCAGAGGUCGAGCUAAUCGACUUCCGGUUAUAAUUCCCAGAAUUUCCAGCUACAGUUUGCGCAUGUUUUUAACUCCUUCGCCAAAGAAAGUCAUCUAUUUGAUCUUCAAAUUGAAAGUAUUAGAUUUGGUUCGUAUAUAUUGAAGAUCCUGGUUCGUUUGGGAUACUUUUAAUAAGAAGAAAAAGGUAUCCUUCGAUCGCCGGUAUAUGUUGUGGAAUACAUUUCAGUCUACAACAGACAAGUUUGAAUGAUGGCUUCUUCUUCACAUGCUGAUCAAGAUCGCGAGGAGAGAGACAAUUUUUUUCGUUUCACAUUGCUUUUGUUUCGUCUUGGCAAUUCUAAGCUCAGAGAGUGUUUAAAGUCACGAUGGCCAACAGUACACCAAAAUGCAAAUGGUACCAUGCCUACACAUCCUUGGAAUGACAAAGCAUCUGAUGCUGCUACACUGAAAACAAUCCUAAAACUAAGAUUCCAGUUUACAAAACAGGAAAAGCAAUUUGAUUCUGGCAAAACAAAUGAAUGGGAUUUUUCACUUUUAAGUUUGGUAUUGCUAUCUACACCCUAUGGUGCUGUUUUAAGCCCUGCAGAAACUAAGACAGUGAAAGAUAUGAAAGAGAUUCGUAACACACUAAUAUGCCAUGCAUCAGAUGCAAGGAUAUCAAUUGCAAAAUUUAACACAGAAUGGCCAAAAGCUUGCAAAGCACUGAAAAGUUUCAAUGCCACCCAAGAUGAAUUUGAUGCUGUAGAAAAAGAUAUAACAAAACCAGUUGACACGUUGUAUGCUAUCCUGAAAGAGUGCUGUAAAUUGGAAGAUGAAAUACUUAAAGCUGUUACUGAUUCGGAAAAAAAUGCUAAAGAUCGACACGAGGAAAUUAUGGGUGGACAAGAGAAAAUCAUAGGGGGAAUAUCAACAUUAACAAAAAAAGUUGAAUCCUUAAGCACAGGAAGAAAGGUUGACGAACCGAAAGCUUCCAAGAUCAGGCGUCUACAGAUGAGCGAAGAUCACCAGCGAUUUCUUCAAGAAAACAUUCGUCAUUUUAAAAACGAUUUCAAUGCUACUGAGCUGUUAGACAAACUGCCUUGUUUGACUGAUGAGCAGAAAAAAGAUAUAGCAUACAAUGAAAAUAACUACCUUCCUUCACAAGCGGUAGAAACCCUAGUGGAACACUUAAAAGAACACGUCGAAGGUUUCUCUCAGUUCAUAAGUGCCCUACGCAAAGCAGGCCUCGGUAGCGUAGCGGUACUACUACAUGGCGAUUCUGGCAUUGAGGAUGACAAAGGGGACAAUCCGGAAGAUUUGGAAGAAUCUAGUUAUAUUUUUUACGAGGAAGCGAGAGUUGCUGAUAUUCGCGGUACAGUACACAUUUUUAGGCGCAAGGACGGAGGCGACCGAAAAGAGGAUGAAAGACAGCCGCUUUUGGAAAAGAAAAUCGCCACAUUAUUCGAAAAUGGCCGUUCUUCUGAAUUCAGGGAGUUGAAAAGCAUUUUUGAAGAGGAACUAUUGCCAAAGGGAGUCUACUUUGCCCACAUCAAGAUGUCCAAUAAUUGCCGUGGAGGCGUACACCUCAUUUUUCGAUUUGCGAUGAAGGUUGAACAUCUAGACGAAAUAUGGAAUAUUUACGAAGAGAAAAAGUUGGAGACGUUUUUGAAAGAGCACCUCCUACCUAAAGCCCUUGGAGAAAGACAAUGCACAGAGAAUGAAGAGGAUUUGUAUUUACAAGUAGUCAUCGAAGAGAAGGAUUAUAAGGCAAUCAAGCGCAAAUUUAAUGAAGAAAGUGAAACCUUAGAAGGGACUGCGACGUCUACUGAAGCCGACGUUGUCGUUGAUGAGGCGAUGGAAACCGAAGCCACAAAAGUAUCCUUGCCUACAAGAAUUCCUCGAAGAAAAGUACUAGUAUAUCUGGAUGAUGGCACCUACAAUCUCAGCCGUGAACUCAAACUUCGUGAGUACCAGAAAGAGCUUGCAGCACCUGCCCUGGAAGGCAAGAACACCAUCAUCUGUGCACCAACCAACAGUGGCAAGACCUUUGUUGCUAUGGAGAUUGCUAAAAGACACCUUGAUGCUUAUAAAGAUAACAAGAAAGAAAAUGAGGGCAAAGAACCCAAGGUUGUCUUCAUUGUUGACAAACAAAACUUGGUACUUCAACAAAAAGGACGUUUCGAGGAAUACCUAACUAACUACAACACAUCGGACAUCACCGGCGCCAGUUCAGAGACCCAGUAUGUCCCUCUUGAGAUACUGCUACAAGAAAACGACAUAGUAGUGUUAACUGCACAGAUUCUGGUGAACGCCAUAAAAGAGAAGAAAGUCAGUAUCAGUGAUGUAACGCUUCUUGUCUUUGAUGAAUGUCACCAUGCCAACAAGGAGCAUGCCUACAACAAAGUUAUGCAAGCAUAUCUGGAUAUUAAAAUAAAUGGUUCGAGUGAGCCUAAGAAACUACCUCAGGUCAUUGGUCUUACCGCUUCCCUCGGUGUUGGACAAGCAAGCAAAGAAGAAAAGGCAAAGGAGCAUGUCCUUUCUAUGUGCGCAAACUUGGACGCCUCCGACAUUAGUACCGUCCGCAAAUGCGAAGAAGAACUCGAGAAAGCUACUGGUGGUAACGUGCUUGAGUGUAAGAGUGUACAAGUGAGCAGGCAAUCUGACAUCUUUGAGCAAGAGAUAAAUAAGAACAUGGAAAAGAUCGAAAGCUUCAUAGGAAAGCCUCCUCAAACGACGAACCGAGAGGUUGAGGGUUAUCGUCAGUGGAUUGAGUUACUUGAAAGUGAUGCUAACAAAAUGGAAAACAGCGAUCAUUUUAUAUACGCACAGCGACUAAGAUGUUAUCACGAGGCACUGCUAAUCAACAGCAACGUCAGAAUUGAAGACGCAAUUCUUUACCUGGACGAGUACUUCAACAGCCUCGACAAAUCAAAGUUUACUGAAACUGAACGGCGUUUACAAGAAUUAUACGUCGAAACGAAGGAGCGAAUCGAAAAGCACAUCCAAGAAGCUGGUACGCCAAAAAAUCCAUUGCUCACAAAACUGCAGGAUCAAAUUAAAGGUUUUCAUGAAAAAGCUGGAGAGGAAUGCCCAGCCAUAGGGAUCUUAUUUACUCGUACGAGGGAAUACGCGUACGCGCUAAAGAGAUGGAUGGAAGAAUCUGAGGAGCUUAAUAAAAUUUUAAAGCCGGAGGUCUUGCUUGGAGGUGCUGCGUUAACGCAAAGCCAACAAGAAAAAGUCAUCCAGAGUUUUAAGGAAGGCACAGUCAACAUCAUCAUUGCGACAACCGUUGCUGAAGAAGGACUGGACAUCCCUAAAUGUAACUAUGUGAUUCGCUAUGGAGUGAAAGGAAAUGAGAUAUCUUUUGUACAGUCACGUGGUCGUAUAAGGGCUGAGGAAGGUAGUUAUGUACAUCUGAGUCACGCCGAGUCCAGGGGAGCUGAACAUGAAAAACGGAACCAAUAUAGAGAAAUGCUAAUGACACUUGCUGUACAAGAAGCCCAGAAUAUGAAGAAAGAGGAAUUUUUGCAAAAGAUUAAAUUGCUUCAAACCAGCAGCGUACGUGUUGCUAAGAAGAAGCAAGAGCAUGAAGAAAAAAAGAAGUCUCAACUCAAAUAUGUCGUCGACCAAAGUGUUGCAUUUCUCUGUAAAAAGUGUAAAGUAGUGGUAUGUAACGCUCAAGACAUUCGUAGGUUUAAAGAGKCACAUCACGUGGUUAUCAACAAGGACAUUUAUAAAAGGAUAACCAUCAAACCCCACGAAAAACCCAAUACUUUCGAUGGCAUUUAUUUUGGUAAAAAGAUUUAUUGUAAGAAAUGUGACCAUGACUGGGGAGUGAUCAUAAAAGUUGAAGAAACAGAAUGGCCAUGUCUGAAGAUGGUUAGUUUCGUGACAACGCUCAACCAUGGCAAAGAAAAAAAGCUCUUCAAAAAGUGGAAGGACCUGCCAUUCAAGAUAUGUGAAGCUACCCUGGAAGAAAUGUUGCAAGCUGAAGAUGAUGAUGAUAAUUGAAAUUGAAGAAUCUAAUCCUUUAGAGAAAAAGGGUCGCAUUAAUGGUUUUAUCUAAAUUCCUGCKCAAAGUAAACUACUUUUGGUAGCGAUUUCUGCUGUUUGCAGAAAUCGUUUGUUUGAUUUUAACUUUGAUAAACGUGUUUAACCUGCCUUCCUUGUCCAUGAUAUUUCGAUUCAGGUUAAGAGGGAAAAAGUAUCAUAGAAAUUUGUUUUCCGAUGUAAAAUUCACUAAGAAAUUUUAAAUAUAUCUUUUUUUUUUUCUUUUUCUUUUUUUCUAUAGAGAGAGUGACCUUUACUCUCUAGCAUCCUUUGUUAUAUUUGUCUCUGUGAGACAACUGAUUGGACAUUAGUGAUAUAGGACCACUCGAUCCGUAUUGGUCGGUCCAAUAGCAUAGCGAUGUCCCACCUAUUGCCUUCACGAGGUUAAUAAAUAUAAUACCCUAAAAUAUGUCUACGUUAUUGCUAAAACGUAUUUUAAAUUACUUAAGAAUAUAUAAAAAUAUCAUUAAUUUUUUUUUUUGGUUUACUCUGGUUAGAUAAACAACUAAUGAAUUAAAGUAGACGAUACCGAGCCUGAAACAUUCCCUCGAGAAGGGGAGGGGGAGUAAUGAGAAAGGAGAGGACUUAUAAACAUCUCUUUUAGAAAAAAUACCUGUCGGUAAAUGGAAAUAAAACAAAAAAAUCA
Molecule: messenger RNA, 4758 nt
Organism: Actinia tenebrosa (Australian red waratah sea anemone)
Lineage: Eukaryota; Metazoa; Cnidaria; Anthozoa; Actiniaria; Actiniidae
Product: ATP-dependent RNA helicase DHX58
Cellular component (GO): cytoplasm
Molecular function (GO): ATP binding; hydrolase activity; DNA binding
Source: RefSeq, a predicted model, not a curated record